This is a messenger RNA of Lathyrus sativus (Indian pea), 414 nucleotides long. Lineage: Eukaryota; Viridiplantae; Streptophyta; Magnoliopsida; Fabales; Fabaceae. The record is from the annotation of a GenBank genome assembly.
AUGAGUAGAUUUAAUUAUUUCCUCAUUUCUGAAGGGCUCGUUGAUUUAUGGAGGAUGAAAGGGAAAUCAAUAGGAAAUCAAGAAGUUUCAGACAAUGUUCCAAUUUGGCUUAAGGUCAACCUCUUAAAUUGGGGCAAGAAUCUAUUCAUAUUUAAAGAUAAGCUUAAGCAGCUUAAGGCAAGCCUGAAGGCGUGGAAUUUGGAAGUUUUGGGGAGACAAGAAAUGGGUUUUGAGGAAGCUAUUUUGUACUUAAUAUCUCUAGAUGAUUUAGUGGGAAAUUACGUAGAACCUUUAUCCUCUAUUCUAUUUAGGUGGAUAUCUUUAACUCAAUCUCUUGUUUGGGAGCAGCUGCAUCGUAGGAAAUCAAUGCUUAGGAAAAAAUCAAGAUGUAAAUGGCUUAAAGCAGAAGACUGA